AGUCUCCAUGGUAACCCGCCAUGGCAACAUAAGCCCCUGUCACCGUUUUCUACUAGUUAGCUAGCCGAGCAAUAACAUUGCACUUUAAAAGUAGCAAAGGUGAGAUAAAAAAUAUAUAUAUAAUAAGUCUAAAAUGAGUAUUUCCAUCACACGCACGAUUAACAAGAACAAUGAAGGCAAGGGAUUCAGAGCGCAGAGGGCGUUUGAUUAUCUUUACGAUCCAGUUUUCACCGUUUCAGCGGAGAUGGACCACGUCCGGGCGAGCUGUAGGGCUCAGGGGUCUGUGGCCUGCCUGAGGAAGGUUCCCGAGUUUAACUCAAUGUUCAGUAUUCUCCCACACCACCCAAGUUUCACACUCUGCUUGCAUACUGCUAAUCCCGUUCCUGCUUUCAUCAAUCGCCGCUGGAGAGGACAUGCUGAGCAGAAAAGAGAGACACUGCAAACACUAGCAGGGGUGCUGCCUGGUGUUCAGCUGUACAAACCCAAACCUGAGGACAUCUCUGGAGCAGAUCGCUGGAAGUAUUUUAAACGUCCACUCAUCCCCUUUGCUCAACAGAUCCCACCCGAUGUUAUUUUUGCGUUACCCAGAAGUGACCCCCACAGUGCCCAGCAAGAAGACUCUGAGUGGAUGGAAAGCUCUUUCCAGCGCACAGUGGGGGUUCAGACAGACUACCGCGACAGCGAGACUCAGACUGAUCCUUACAGCCCUGAAUAUAUAUUACAUCCAGGAGCAGUGAUUCCAGAAAUCCUCACUCUGGUCCCAUUCUCUUGGGGUCAUGGGCUUCCUGCUGGCCUGGACGAGGUGGAGAUGAUCGAAAGAGCGAGGAAAAAGAGGGCCUGGGAGGCCACACUACCACCUCUGAAUGAUCUCACUCAGCUGGACAAGAGGAAUAGGAUGAUGGAUGAGAUGGAGAGGAAGGAGUGGGCUUUCAGAGAGCAGGAAAUCGAGAAGCUACAAGAGGCUCGUUUGGCUCUUCUCAUGCGGGUUUUACAGGAGAGAAAAUCACAGCAGGACAAGGUCACAGUGCAGAAGCUGGAUAAGUAUUUUUCUCAGCGGCAGAGAGAGAAAGAAGAAAGAAUCCAGAAAAUACGCAAAAACUAUGCACUCUCUUUGCGGAAACUUAUGGCAAAUAAGAAGACUAUUGAAGGGAAGUUGAUGAAACGGGAUAUUAUCAAUGAGCACGUGGAUUACAGCUCUCAGACGUACGCUCCACUCUCCCGCCACGGAGUCUUCCCUGAUCGACACUCACAACGAGACGUCAUCAAGAGCCACUUCCUCGACACCUACCAAGGUCUGUUGGAACUGGAGGCAGAUCUUCCACCUUCGGUCCUGGAGCCACAAAUAAAAGUCCCAAGGCCGAAAAAAAACAAAGGCUUCAUCAGUCGCUCAGACCGCAGGGAAAUUGAGUUAAUGAAGACUCACCAGGCACUGAAAGACAAGAAGGUCCAGGUGGAAAAGAAACCCCUACGCUUCCUAUAUAGGAUUGAGAGACCAGUCCCUCGUCCCCCAACGCCUGUGGUGGAUGUGCCUCCUGAGGGAGACGAGGAAAAGGAGCUUGCGGUCAUUUUCCUACAGAAGCUGCUCAGAGGCAGAUCCAUCCAGAACCAGAUGUUGGAAGGCAUAGAGAAGCAACUGGAGCUGAUCCAGGAGCUGCGCACCACACACACCCUGCAGCGGGAGGAGCAACAACUGCAGAGAGCAGAUAAACAGGUCACACUGGCCCUGCAAAAACAGAGAGAGAUUUGUGAGAGCAGGAUGUCUCAGUUACAGAGCUCUGUAGACGGCCUUUCAGGUGAGGUGAUUGGCGACAUGCUGGACUUCCUGUCGAAGGAGCUGGUUCGCCUGCAGGAGGAAAGAAGGAUCCAUGCUUUCAUGUUACUGGCAGAAAGAGACCGCCGCCUUCGUGAGGCUGAAGAGAGUGGGCGGAGACAGGUGGAAGAGCGGAGACGGAGAGAGGAGGACGAGAUCUUUAGACAGGUGAUGAAGGUGCACCAGGCCACUGUGGAUCUAUACCUGGAGGAUGUGAUCGUGGACAACAUCAAUCAAACGGCCGAGGCUCAGGCCAGAGAAGAGAUCCACCACAUGGCAGAGGAGCUCAACAACAUCACUUAUGCCAUGGAAGAAAUGAGGAACAACAUGCAGUCAGAGGAGAUUGUAGCUCAACUUGUCUACGGCUUCCUCAUUCCUGACGUACACAAGGUCACUGCCCGUGAAAGAGAUGGUCAGUCCAGACCUGUCUAUCCCCAGCCUCAAGAUUCAGCUCCUUCUGGAGGAUCCCCAGAUGUUCCCAAGCCAACUAUGACACAUAAUCUCACUAGCAGGUCCUGGACCUGAUUCAGCUCUGUAAGAAUAAGAUCCCUACUAAACGAACUAAACUGCUCUACCAGAGGCAAGUUCUCUCCCUUAACCUGAAGAAAGCAUCCCACACUUUUCCCGAAGGGAACCAUGGCCUCUGACUUGGAGAUGCUCAUUUUCAUCUCACCCACUUCACUCUCAACAGCAAAAUAUUCGAGUGCAUGCCAGAGGCCCACUUCGAAUG
Molecule: messenger RNA, 2540 nt
Organism: Ictalurus furcatus (blue catfish)
Lineage: Eukaryota; Metazoa; Chordata; Actinopteri; Siluriformes; Ictaluridae
Gene: cfap91
Product: cilia and flagella associated protein 91
Exons: 18
Coding region: 134-2335 (733 amino acids)
Source: RefSeq, a predicted model, not a curated record